GCGUUGUACAGGAAGCAGAGGGCGCACGGUUCAGCCUCCCGGAAGUUAUUGCAGUAGUCGCAGUGUCGUUACAUUGUGUCAGUGCAGGAUCAUACCAGUGACAGCUAUGGAGGAUCUGAGGAUCCGGAACCUGUGUACCCUGCUCCUGCCGCUCCUACUCCUCAGCCUGGCUAUGGUGGAGGCACAGACCAGCGCCCCAGGGCCGGCCCCCCUCACCAGACCUUGUGGAUUCUACACUGGGAAGUCCUGUGAAGAAUGCCUGAAAAAUGUUUCCUGCCUGUGGUGUAUAACAAAUAGCACAUGUCUGGAGUACCCCGUCAGAUCCAUCCUGCCCCCCUCCUCUCUCUGCGCCAUGUCAGCUGCCAGAUGGGGGGCCUGCUGGAUAAACUUUGAAGCGCUGAUCAUUGCGAUGGGCACGGUAGCCGGAAUCCUAAUACUGAGCAUUAUAAUUUGUUGCUGUUAUUGUUGCUAUUGUCGUAAGAGUUCCAGUUCGCGGCUAAGACUGGAAGCAGAAGAGGAAAAUCUCAUCCGAGAACGUGAGAAGAGGAAACAGGAAUCCCUUCAGAGAAAGAACGAAAGGUCCAUAAAACAUAAGGAGAUCCGGAAGAAAUACGGUCUCCUGCAAGAUAUGGAUCAUCCCUACAGCAAAUUCGAUGAUGAAUAGAUGUAGAUAAGAUCUGUGAAUGCGACUCCGUCCUGCCCGCAUGAGCAAACCCUGCAGACGCUGGACCGACAGCAGAUCAUUUUCACAGUGCAUGGGGCUCCUGGGGUUUUAGAGCCGACCAUAGACCUAGUAAUAGUUACUAAAUAUUCUGAUUAUUAAUACCACUUGUCAAUCCUUAGGUCUAUGGUUCCAACCAAUUGAAAUGUAUUCCAUUAGUGAGGACGAGUGUCUGAACUGCUUCCAAAUUUUUCUCUGUUAUUAGGGAUUAAUGGGGUUGUCUGUGAUCAGAAAAAAACAUGGCGGCUUUUCCAGAAACAUUGCCACGCCUGUCCAUGGGUUGUGACUGGUAUGACAGCUUAGUUCCAUUGAAGUGAAUGGGGUUGAGCUGCAAUACCACACACAACCUGUGGACAAGUAUGGCGCUGUAGAAAGCGGCCAUGUUUUCCUCAUUAUGUAUACCCCUUUAACCCUUUUUUUUUUAGAGGAAGGACAUGCACAGCAAUGCAUACAAACGAAAUUGCAAUGCGGAAAGGUCAAUCCCGUAGUUUCAGAUUUUUUGCACUUCUCUUUACCCACCAGCAUCCCCAUUAGAUCAUAGCAAAUGUUCCCAUGUAGAGAUAUUUUAAAGGGGUACUCCGCUGCCCGAGCAUUCGGAACAUCUAGUUUCGAGCACUUGGAGCGGGCAGCAGGGGUCGUAACAUCACAGCCACUCCCCCCUCGUGACGUCAUGGUCACGCCCCCUCAAUGCAAGUCUAUGGGAGGGGGCGUGGCGGCCGCCACGCCCCCUCCCAUAGACUUGCAUUGAGGGUGUGUGUCAAUGACAUCACAACGGGGCGUGGCCUUCCCAUAGACUUGCAUUGAGGGUGUGUGUCCUUCCCAUAGACUUGUAUUGAGGGGGGUUCGGUCGUGACAUCACGACCCCUGCCGCCCGCACCUAGCUUUCUAAACGACGCCGGGCGCUGUACAGAGAUCAGCCGCGUGCCCCCCCGCGAUCAGACAUCUUGUCCCCUAUCUUUUGGAUAGGGGGUAAGAUGUCUAGGAGCGGAGUAACCCUUUAAAGAAAGAGGAUCUGUUAACUCCAUUUUUAGUAAAUACAGAAUUUUUUUAUGUAAUAACAAUUUUGUAGCAUCUUUCUGCCAUUCCUCUGUUAUUCUUCCUGGAAAUGUAUUAAUUAAAUUGACAACUGGGUGUUACCGUUCUCAUUGUCUAUUGGGUGUUUCCCUACACAAUCUGAUACUGUUGGCAAUAAUUGGAUUGUACAAGACUCUAGGGAAACACCCCAUUAACAGGAGCAAUGGUAACAAUCAGUUCUUAAUUUAUAAGUUUCCAGGAGUAAUAACUGAGGAAUGGGACACCCAGAAUUGUUAUAUCAUGAAAAAUACAAGUAUUCUCUUGUUAGUUCUCCGGUCAAGUCUGUUUUAGUAGUAAAUCCAUGCAUUCCACAUAUAAUACCAAUUUUAGAGCAUCUUUGUGCUGUUCCUCAGUUACUCCUCCUGGAAAUGUAUAACUACAUUAACCAUUUUCCUUGUCUAUAGGGUUUUUCCUUACACAGUCUUAUACUGUAAGCAAUGAUUGUGUAGAAUCAGACUGUAGGACAACAUCCCAUUGACAAGAGCAGUGGUAACAGCCCAUGUAUACAUUUCCAAGAUGAAUAACAGAGGAACGCAACAACCAGAAUUGUUAUAUAAUGGAGAAUACAAGUACAGUAUUCACCUGUUAGUUCUGUUUUAGUAAAUUUUUCUAUUCCCAAUAUAAUAAUAAUUCUGGAGAAUCUUUGUGCUGUUCCUCAGUUACUCUCCUGGAAAUGUAUAAAUAAAUUGACAACUGGGUGUUACCAUUCUCAGUCUAUAGGGGGUUUCUUUUCACAGCCUGGUACUCUCCUUAAAGGGGUACUCCGGUGCUCCAGCACUCUGAACAUUUUGUUGCGGUGUCACUGCCAGGCCCCCUCCAUUCAUGUCUAUGGGAGGGGGCGUGUCGGUUGACACGCCCCCUCACAUAGACAUGAAUGGAGGGGGCGUGACGUCACUAGGGGUCCAAAGCGCAAUUUUUACGAUUCUUCUCAUUCUCAGCAAAAAAAACGGGGAAAAAAAACGUGUUCGGUAAUAAGCCUGAGCGUCUGAACACAGCCGAAGGAAACAGCCUAUAGGCAAAGAGAAUGGUAAUACCCACUUGUCAAUUUAUUUAUACAUUUGCAGGAGGAGUAACAGAGGAACAGCACAAAGAUCCUUCAGAAUUGUUAUUAUAAGGGAAAUGCUUAAUUUUAUUGAAACAGACUUGCCUUGGAGGACUAACAGGGGCAAUACCUGUAUCCUCUAUUAUAUACCCAUUCUAGGUGUUCCAUUCCUCUGUUAUUCCUCCUGGAAAUGUUCUUCUUAUUCUGGCUGUUACCUUAUUGCUCUUGUCAAUAGGAUGUUUCCCUACAGUCAAUAAUUGCCUAUAGAUCUGUGUCUCACACUGUAGGGAAACAUCCCAUUGACAAGGGUAACAAUCAGUUGUCAAUUUCUACAUUUCCAGGAGGAAUAACAGAGGGAGAUGCAACACCCAAAAUAGUUAUAUAAAAGGAAAAUAUUAAGAAAAUAUAUAGAAAGUAUUUACUCCAACAGGCACGUCAUGAGAUCCUCCUUAAAGGGGUACUCCACUGCUCAGCGUUUGGAGCAAACUGAGUGCCGGGAGCUUGUGACGUCAUAGCCCCGCCCCCUCACGUCACGCCCCGCCCCCUCAAUACAAGUCUAUGGGAGGGGGCGUGACAGCUCCCAAAUAAUUGCAUUAAGGGGGCGGGGUGUGAUGUCAUGAGCGGGCGGGGUUAUGACAUCACAAGCCCCCGAUUCCAGCGUUCAGAACAGUUUUUUUUCCGAUCGCUGAGCAGCGGAGUACCCCUUUAACAUGCACAUUUUUGUUAGAUAUUUUUGUUUUCGUGAUUUUGCUUUUUUUCAUUUUAACCCUUUCAUUUCACUUUGACUUGACGUACAGUAUAUUAAUAUAUAUAUAUAUCUAUGAAUGUGAAAUAUCUUUACGGUACAUUCACACCUGCCGUAUCCGUUGCGGAUUUAAACGUCACAUUCAACUAUUUAUUUGUUCUGAUUUACCAGCACGAAAUCUGCAGCGGCAGAUCGGCAGCGGAUACAGCACGUGUGAACGCGCCCUUAUUUUGUAUAGGUUUUGUAUUGGUUUUGUUGAGUUUUUGAUUUAGUUUUUUCACUGCAAUGUAUUUACCGUACUUUGUUACUGGUCUUGAGCAUGAUUCCGGGUUGUCACUAUAAACACUUUUUUUUGUAAUUAUUUUUUUACGGACAAAUUACCCCCCGCCCCCAAAGAGACAGCGACACUCUUGUCUAUAGGCUGUGGGUAGUAUUGCAGUUUAGCCCUAUAUUAAAGGGGUAUUCCAGGAAAAAACUUUUUUAUUUAUAUCAACUGGCUACAGAAAGUUAAACAGAUUUGUAAAUUACUUCUAUUUAAAAAAAAAAAAAAAAUCUUAAUCCUUCCAAUAAUUAUCAGCUGCUGAAGUUGAGUUGUUCUUUUCUGUCUGGAAACAGUGCUCUCUGCUGACACCUCUGCUUGUCUCGGGAACUGCACAGAGUAGAAGAGGUUUGCUAUGGGGAUUUGCUUCUACUCUGGACAGGUCCUGAGACACGUGUCAUCAGAGAGCACUUAGACAGAAAAGGACAACUGAAAUUCAGCAGCUCCUAAGUACUGAAAGGAUUAAGAUUUUUUUAAUAGAAGUAAUUUACAAAUCUGUUUAACUUUCUGGAGCCAGUUGAUAUAUAUAUAUAUUUAAAAAAAUGUUUUCCUGGAUAACCCCUAUAAGCAAAUGCCUGCAAUACCAGACCCGACCUAUGGGCAAGAGUGGCGCUGUUACUAAAAAAAAUACCAGACAGUUGCUUGAAUGUUCUUUUUAGUAGGAAACUCCCAAAACCACUCUGUGUGCAUUUAGUGUGCCUCUAGCUGUUGCAAGACUACAACUCCCAGCAUGCCCGGACAGCCUUCGGCUGUCCAGGCAUGCUGGGAGUUGUAGUUUUUCACCUGCAGGAGGUACACUGGUUAGAAUACAUUGCAUUAGCAGAACUGGCCAGCCAUUCAAUGUGUAUUAGUGCGUAUUAACUGUAUCAACAGGCGAUAUGGGUUUAUGAAAAAGGAUCAGGCAAUAGAAUUUUUUUGCCUGAUCCAUUUGUUCUUAGGGGAGAUAAACUGCUGUCAGAGGUGUCUGGCAGCAGCUUAUACCAUUUUUAUUUAUUGCAAACACAAUAGUGUUUGAUUAAAAAAAAAAAAAAAUAACCGCUCACCACCAUCAGUCUGAAUAUGUGUUUAGGGAGGACAUGCGUUUUCUUCAGGACGACCACGGACGACAUAGAACAAGGCAGGCCGGUUCCCGUAUAGUCAUCCAAACCAAAGCUUGAUUCUGUCACCAGCUUUCCAUUAAAAUACAAACUUUGUUUUGUUUAUUUUUUAAAGAAAAGAAAAACCCCGACGGGUUUUGAACCGUUCAGUUCUUAAUCAUGAUUAAACGUUUUUUAUUUAUUUAUUUAUUUAUUUUUUUAAAUCAACUGGUGCCAGAACGUUAAACAGAUUUAUAAAUUACUUCUGUUAAAAAAAAUCUUAAUCCUUCCUGUACUUAUCAGCUGCUGUAUGCUCCAGAGGAAGUUCUUUUCUUUUUGAUUCUCUUUUCUCUCUGACCACAGUGCUCUCUGUCUGUCUCAGGAACUGUCAAGACCAGGAGCAAAUCCCCAUAGCAAACCUCUCCUGCUCUUGACAGGUCCUGAGACAGACAAAGGUGUCUGCAGAGAACACUGUGGUCAGACAGAAAAGAAAAACUCAACUUCCUGUGGAACUUAGAGCAGCUGAUAAGUACUGGAAGGGUUAAGAUUUUUAAUUAGAAGUAAUUUACAAAUUUGUUUAACUUUCUGUCUCCAGUUGAUUUAAAAAAAAAAAUAUAAUAGUUUUCCAACGGAGUAUCCCUUUAAGCCAUGUACCCAUGAUGAAGAACUGUUGAACAGUUCAAAACCUGUUGGCGUUUUGUUUUCUCAUUUUAUCCACGUUUUGGGUUUGUAUUCUUUUAAUGGAUCUUUGAUAAAAGUUUUUUUAUUUUAUGGAGAGCUGGUGACUAGAAACAACCUGCAGUUUAAAAAAAUUUGUGUUGUGGAAUUGUGUUUUAGGCAAUUAUCUAAUAUUUUAGCUAAUAAGUGAAUGCAAGUCGGGGGGGGGGGGUGUUUGUUUUAUAAAAAAAAGUUUCCUUUAGAUGAGUUCGAUUUUAUGAGUUUACACUUGCACUCUUGCAGUAUUUAAUAAAUACAUUGCAUCCGUUACAUUUUCUUUUUUUGUUAUUAUUACAGAUGUAGUAGAGCUGAGUUUGUUCGUGUAUGGAAAACUAGUUUGCCAUUUGGUAUCACGUGAUGCAGUAUGUACAGUUAGAUCAAAUAUAUAUAUAUAUAUAUAUAUAUAUGUGUAUGUAUAUAUAUGUGCAAAAGUAGCUGUCACACCCAUACCCUGGUACCGGAAAGGUCCUAGAGGCCAAAGUAUAGUAUUAUAAAUGAAAAGUACGUGGUCCGAUACAGAUUUUUGCAUUGGGGUCCAGGAGAUUUAAGUUCCACCCCUAGGGGGAGUGCAGGUAAACACCUGAUGUUUUAUAGUAGCUUUGUAAAUUAAAGGGGAAACCAGGAAAAGAAAAACAAAGAAUUUUUUUCCCCCAAAAACAGCACCACCCCUGUCCUCAGGUCGUGUAUGGUAUUACAAUUCUGCUCCAUUUAAAGGGGUACUCUGGUGGAAAACUUUUUUUUGGUGCCAGAAAGUUAAACAAAUUUGUAAAUU
This is a messenger RNA of Hyla sarda, 6466 nucleotides long. RefSeq names its product pituitary tumor-transforming gene 1 protein-interacting protein-like. The transcript is spliced from 7 exons. Gene Ontology annotation, cellular component: cytoplasm; nucleus. The coding region runs from base 107 to 664 and encodes 185 amino acids. Gene Ontology annotation, biological process: protein import into nucleus. NCBI's taxonomy places the organism in Eukaryota, Metazoa, Chordata, Amphibia, Anura, Hylidae. The record is from RefSeq and is a predicted model, not a curated record.